Molecule: messenger RNA, 2196 nt
Organism: Dioscorea cayenensis subsp. rotundata (Guinea yam)
Lineage: Eukaryota; Viridiplantae; Streptophyta; Magnoliopsida; Dioscoreales; Dioscoreaceae
Product: O-fucosyltransferase 1
Exons: 10
Coding region: 356-1924 (522 amino acids)
Cellular component (GO): cytoplasm; endosome; trans-Golgi network
Source: RefSeq, a predicted model, not a curated record
GUACAUAGUACAUACACACUCUCUCUCUUCUCCCUCACUUGUUCUCGUCUCUACCGGCCGUCUGUUUCUCCGGUUCUCCCUCACUUCUUCUCGUCGCCGAUCGCCGUCGCUCGCCACCGCUCCCCGUAGCUCGCCGUCGCCGUUCGCUGCCUCUCUCUUUGCAAGUGCUCAGAUCUGGACUUCCAGAACCCCAAGCUCUCAAUUUUCCAAACCCUAGUUCUAUGCUUCUCCCCAAUCUUUCAAGCAAUUUAGAGAUCUCCACGGUCCGAUGAGAAGGUGCUGACAAACUUCAAUUUCCCCCGGUUCCACGCUUUGUUUCCAAUCUUUUCAACAAUCAAGACAACUACUGAAUCCGAUGAGGAGAGGUGGAGAUAUGUGGGCGCGGAGGGGAGGGACGAGGCAGCUGAGAUCAAUGAAGAACAUGGCGGCCCGUCUAUCCAUUGUGGCUGUUGUCGCUGUGAUCUGCAUCAUUUCACUCUUCUCGAUGAUUUGGGUCACUGGUCCUAAUCGCUUACAGAAUUUUGAUGUGAAUGAGCUCUGGGGAACGGCUGCUUCUGGUGGUUGGAGACCAUCAUCUUCUCCAAGAUCACACUGGCCCUCUCCUCCUAAGGAGAGUAAUGGGUAUCUACGUGUCCGGUGCAAUGGUGGCUUGAAUCAACAACGAAGUGCGAUAUGUAAUGCAGUUCUUGCUGCUAGAAUCAUGAAUGCUACGCUGGUACUGCCUGAGUUGGACACCAAUUCUUUUUGGCAUGAUGAGAGUGGUUUUCAUGGUAUCUAUGAUGUUGAACAUUUCAUUAAGUCAUUGAAGUAUGAUGUCCAUAUUGUGGAUAGCCUUCCUGAUGUCCCUUCAAGAGGGAAGAACAGGAAGAUGAAGGCAUUUCAGAUUAAGCCACCAAGAGAUGCUUCUGUUAGCUGGUAUAAAACAACUGCAUUGGAAAAGAUGAGAGAACAUGGUGCUAUUUAUCUCACUCCCUUUUCUCAUCGUUUGGAGGAAGAGAUUGAUGAUCCUGAAUAUCAGAGAUUGAGGUGUCGAGUGAAUUAUCAUGCGCUUAGAUUCAAGCCUCACAUAAUGAAAUUAAGCUCUGAGAUAGUAAACAGGAUUCGGUCACAAGGUCAUUUCAUGGCGAUUCAUCUCCGCUUUGAAAUGGACAUGCUUGCAUUUGCUGGAUGUGUGGAUAUAUUUACACCUGAAGAGCAGAAAAUGUUAAUCAAGUAUCGAAAAGAAAACUUUGCCGAGAAAGACCUGGUUUAUAGAGAAAGAAGGUUAAUUGGCAAGUGCCCAUUAACUCCAGAGGAGGUGGGUCUCAUCUUGCGCGCCAUGGGCUUCAACAACUCAACCCGCAUUUAUCUUGCUGCUGGUGAACUUUUUGGUGGGGAUCGCUUCAUGAAUCCAUUCCGUAAAAUGUUUCCUCGUCUUGAGAACCACAGCUCAAUGCUGGAAACAUCUGAAAAGCUUGAAGAGAACGCCAGGGGUCUGGUUGGAUCGGCGGUUGACUACAUGGUGUGUCUCCUAUCUGACAUUUUUAUGCCCACUUAUGAUGGUCCCAGUAACUUUGCCAAUAAUCUCAUGGGCCACCGUCUCUAUUAUGGAUUCCGGACCACAAUUCAACCAAAUAGAAAGGCCCUUGCUCCAAUAUUUAUGGAUAGGGAGGAAGGCCAGACAGCUAAGUUUGAGGAAAGAAUUCGGGAGGUCAUGCUCAAUGGUCAGUUUGGCGGGCCACAUAAGCGGGUGCAUCCGGAGUCUUUCUACACAAACUCAUGGCCAGAGUGCUUUUGCCAGAUGACACCAAAAAAUCCUGCUCACAAGUGCCCGCCGGGCAAUGUGGUACAAGUCUUGGACAGCCAGUUGCAAAAGGAAACACAUGAUGGUUCAAAAUCUGCAACCACACUGAAUAGGACCAAAAUGACGGCAGAUGAUGCGUGAUUCGCAAGGUAACAAUAAUUUCGCAUUCUGACUAAAUCUAAUGAAGCUACCACUUGAAAAGUACUUAAGAAAGAGCUGUGUUAGAUGCUGCGAACAUCGAGGCUUUGAUAAUAUUCAAAGGUUGAUUGGUAUCUCACUCAAAUGAGCUGGAAGCAGAGUGUAACAUAAUUUUACUUUUGCUUGCAUGUAUGUAAUACUCAAUUACUCAAUUCUUUCAGGAUUUUACCAAAUGAGAUAAGGUUUUGUGAGGCAGAUUGCAGUUAUGUUUUCAA